AUUUCUUAGAUUUUAAUCUCUCGUUGGAAUAUUAAUUUCGUUUCUUUCUUCUUCUGGACUUUCGCUUUGAACAGUGUCUCGUGAUCUCUGUAGAGGUUAAAUGGAUAAUGAAGAUACGGUAUACGAUUUCUAUAAGAGAUAUAAUAAAAGUAACGAAACAUCCUUAUUUGCGUACCAAUAUACACGUCCACUCUCUAUGUGUUUUCAAACAAUCACCGGCAAGAAAAGAGAAUGGAUACCGAAGUAUUGUCCAAUUUCAAGGAGGAAGUCACAUGUUGCACCUGACCUCGAGAUAUCCCUUGAAAGACGAGCACACGAGAGACGAACAGAUCAUCCUUGCCACGAUUUGCAGUGCAGCCAUCGCAGAACCAGGAUACGUGCGUUCGGUAAUUCCCUACAGUUACCUGGAAGUUUUGGACACACCGGAAGUAGCACAGGCGAAAGCAGCCCAUCUCGCGACUCAAGCGUACGAGGCGGCAAGGAACACGCUCGGAUACGCUCACGUGCCAGCUUUAAUCCAUGUUUACACACCUGUAUCUGGCGCGCCCCUCGGCGCUGAUGGAAAUGUUAUCGAUACGCCUGAGGUCGCGGAGGCGAAGGCUGCUCAUCUGACCGCUCACGCACUGGAAACUGCAAAGAAUCUAGGCCUCCAUCCAUAUGGCGCCUUGGCUUUCGCUUCGCUACCUUAUGCUUAUAGAUUUGGAUAUGGUGCCCCCAUUGGUCCUGAUGGUAGAGUGAUAGACACUCCGGAAGUCGCAGCAGCGAAAGCAGCUCAUUUGGCCGCGCAUGAAGCAGCAAAACUUGCUAAUGACCAUUGACUAUUUGAACAGAAAAAUUCGAAAGGAACAAUGACGUAAUCAUAAAAUAAUCUUCUAUUUCUUUAUUCAAUUAUUGAUUUAUCGAAAUGCAAACGAAUAAUAAAUAAUGAUCGUUGAUUCUCGUUUUAUAUAUCUUUGUCAAUAUAAAAUGAUCUUAAGAUUUUAAAAUGAUUAAAUAUUAUGACUCGAAAAAAAAAAGGAGUAACAAAAAUAAUAUGUGAUUUUUAUAUGGAUACGAUGAUGGAACUUAAUAAUAAAUAAUUUCUUUUUUACACAAA
Molecule: messenger RNA, 1096 nt
Organism: Apis cerana (Asiatic honeybee)
Lineage: Eukaryota; Metazoa; Arthropoda; Insecta; Hymenoptera; Apidae
Product: cuticle protein 18.7
Source: RefSeq, a predicted model, not a curated record